UUUGUCUAUACUCUGCGCACUACUUUAAAUAUACUAAUAUGCCAAGUAUUGCCACUCUGACAUGGUAAUACUGAGUAAUACAGCCUUGUGUGGCAUUUAGGGACACAUACCUGAGACAGAAAGGCAGGAAACAAAUGCAGUUACGUCAGACAACACAAACACACACAUACAUACACACACACACACACAUACACCCACACACAAACUCACCAAAGGUCAAAACUGAUCUGCAUGUUGGGGAGUUCAGAGCUUCCAGGAAGUAACGAGAGAAAAAGUCAGUUGCUUAAGAGAGCAGCGGCACAGAAGUGCAUGGGAUGUGACAGAAUCUGGGCCUCUCUAAGUUUCACCGCUCCUCUUCAUCAUGAUCAACACCUACCAGACCAGCCUGGCUCCACCGCCGGUGCCUCCACGCCUCAGCAGGUCUCACCAGGUCCUCAUCCCAGGGCCACUUCCAUCACAGGGCCACAGCAAGUAUCUCGUCCGGUUUUUGGUCGGUGUGGUGCUGCUGCAAUUAUUUCUGUCGGUCGGAGGAUUCAUCUAUCUGUACAACAAAGACCAAAAGUUUCCACCUCGGUCUCACUCCGCUAAAAUAAAAGCAGGAAAAGCUGAUGCCCUCUCGUCAGAGCUUGAAGAAGCUUCCAACAAAGUUUUGGCGCGCAUGGUGGUUAAGCAGCGACCACACACACCAGAUCAGAAACCUGAACCGGGUUACCUCCAGUGGGACUGGGAACACUCAACUCUGACGAACAUCAGGCCUUACUACAACAGCUGGCUGACCAUCCUGCAGUCAGGUGACUAUUACGUCUACUCCAGGGUGACCUUCUCCAGGGGCGACUCCAAGCUCCCCCUGGCCAGCAGAGUGAUGCUAAAUAAGACAGCAAAUGAGGAGAAGAUUGUGAUGCAGUCCUUCUGCAGCCUGGACAGCAGUGACGGGACUGCAGUGGUCCCUCGCCUGUGCACGGCCACACAGGGAGAGGUGAUCACGCUGGAGGAGGGAAACCGGCUCAGCGUCUGGAUACAGGACCUUUCACUGGUGAACUACGAGAAAGAAGCCACGACCUUUGGGAUGUACAAACUUGGGGAUCCUAUGUGAGCACAUGCAUGGACCUAACCUGGACGGUGGGGACUAUUUGAGUGGAUGGACUUGGAUUUAAAUUGACUGAGAACACUGUUAAAUAGACUGGACCAAUAAUCAAACUAAAGGAUUGUGAUCUUUUUGGGGGAUUUCAGGGACAAACACAUUCCCAAACUAUAUUCCUAUAUUUAAUUUAUUAAAUCAAACAUAUUUUUUGUGUGGCAAUGUUGUGAAUGGUUGCUCUGUAUUUAUUGAUGCAAAUGAGUUUGUAUGGCUGUGAAAUGAAACUUUGAUAUUUAAUCGAAAAUAUUUCUUCUCUUCUUACUUUGUCUUGAAUCAUUUAGAUCACAUUUAGGUCAGAGUUAGGUCAGAGUAAUUUUGCAAAAACAGAUGGGACCGAUUCUAAACCAAAUUAACAAUCAGUUUGAUUGAUUUUCCUUUGAGUGCACUUUUUUUUUGUAAAAAUUUUUUUUUGGCUUUUAUUGCCUUUAUUAGAUAGGACAGGUAUAGGGUGGAGAGGAGAUGACAUGGAGCAAAAGGCUGAGGCCAGACUCGAACCUGAGGCCGCUGUGGCGAGGCUACGACCUCAAUACACGGGGCACCUUCUCUACUAACUGAGCCACCAGGUGCCCCACUUUUUCUUUUUUUUUUAAA
This is a messenger RNA of Plectropomus leopardus (leopard coralgrouper), 1729 nucleotides long. It is a transcript of the gene cd40lg, whose product is annotated as CD40 ligand. Gene Ontology annotation, molecular function: tumor necrosis factor receptor binding. Gene Ontology annotation, cellular component: membrane. Gene Ontology annotation, biological process: immune response. The record is from RefSeq and is a predicted model, not a curated record. Lineage: Eukaryota; Metazoa; Chordata; Actinopteri; Perciformes; Serranidae.